Messenger RNA from Funneliformis caledonium, 390 nucleotides. The record is from the annotation of a GenBank genome assembly. Lineage: Eukaryota; Fungi; Glomeromycota; Glomeromycetes; Glomerales; Glomeraceae.
AUGGUCGAUCGUUUGGGUAAACUUGGUGUCAUUGAUGAUAAAUACAAUGUUACAAUUUCAACUUCUUUUCCUGCAUUGAACGACAUCGUAGGUUGCACCACGUUCAUUCUUUGGAAUAAACUACCUAUCAUGGACAUGCGCCCGAUACAAACACCCGAAAAUGUUUCCCGUCUUUUUGAUCUUAUUAGGCCGAAAGAUGACAUGUUUAUCCCAACAUUCUAUAGUGUUUUACAAAACACUUUGUGGCAGAGGUUAAGAGUUGAAAAUUCAGAACUUUUUGCCGACAUAACUUCCGAGAAAAUAGCAAAAUUUGCAAAAAAGACCAUAGCCACUUUGAAGUGCAGUGGAAUGAAUUUAAUGAAAAUCUUAGAUCUUAAUGAACUUCCUUAA